CAGCAAACCAGGUCUCGGAACACGCACAUCCAUCUCAUUCUUCCACGUUUCUGGUCUCUGCAUUGGGGCAACUCAAUUAUUCGGCUACCCCGCGGAGUCCCCAGAUUGUCACCUAGCCCCAGGCCUCUAGUAUAUUAGGUCCUCUCUUUCCCCAUCUUCUUCUCUUCUUUUUCUCUCCGUUACGACCUUCCCCCUCUAUCUCAACCUGUCCCAUUGCUCGAAGCAAUCAUGGGUCUCCUCACUCUCGUUGAAGACAGGCCUACCCCUAAGGAGGUCUACAACUGGCGCGUCUAUGCCUGCGCUGCCGUCGCCUCGUUCGCUUCAUGCAUGAUUGGUUAUGAUUCCGCCUUCAUUGGAACCAGUCUUGCGCUUCCUUCUUUCGUCAAGGAGUUCGGCUUCAAGCAAAUGAGCGCCCACGAACUUGCCUUUGUCAAAGAGAACAUUGUCUCAGUCUACCAAGCCGGCGCCUUUUUCGGCGCUCUUAGUGCAUACAUCAGCGCUCACUACCUCGGUCGCCAAAAGUCUCUCUGGGUCUACUGCGUUGUCUUCCUCGUCGGUGCUGGUGUCAUGCUAAAGGCUGCCAACGGUGAUCUCGGUCCGAUAUACGCUGGCAGAGUUCUUACUGGUCUCGCUGUAGGAGGUGCCUCUAUGGUCGUGCCCAUCUACAUCUCAGAAAUCGCUCCUCCUGCCGUCAGAGGUCGUUUGGUCGGUAUCUACGAGUUGGGCUGGCAGAUUGGUGGUCUGGUCGGUUUCUGGAUCAACUACGGCGUCAGCACUACACUCCCUAGUAACCAUAAGCAAUGGCUCAUCCCUUUCGCCGUGCAGUUGAUCCCCGGUGGCCUGCUUGCUGUCGGUGCAAUCUGGCUCCGAGAGUCACCUCGUUGGUUGUUUUCUAAGGGCAAGAGAGAACAGGGUCUCAAGAACUUGCUCUGGAUCAGAAAUCUCCCUGCCGAGAAUUUUUACAUCGUUGAGGAGCUCGCAUUCAUUGAAGCUGCUCUUGAGGAGCAGAAGUCCACAGUCGGUCUCGGUUUCUUUGACCCCUUCAAGGCAGUUUUCAAGAGCCGAAGCCUCCAGUGGCGCGUGUUCCUCGGUACCACACUUUUCAUCUUCCAGAACGGCUCUGGCAUCAACGCCAUCAACUACUACUCACCUACCGUCUUCAAGUCUCUCGGCAUUGUUGGCGCUAACACCUCGUUCCUUACUACUGGCUUGUUUGGUGUUGUCAAGACUGUCUUUACGCUUAUCUGGCUGUUCUUCUUGAUCGAUAAGUUCGGCCGUCGUAACUUGCUGCUCGUUGGAGCUAUUGGCGGUGCUGUCUGUAUGACCAUCCUUGGAGGCUACCUUGCCAGUCCUCUCGUCGAUACUUCCGCAGCUUCGACAGCUGUUGCCAAGCCGCUCACCUCGGGUGGCUAUGCUGCCAUCUUCUUCUUCUACCUCUGGUGUGCCUUUUACACUCCCUCGUGGAAUGGUACUCCUUGGGUCAUAAACUCUGAGAUGUAUGAGCAAAACGUUCGUUCUCUUGGCCAAGCCAUGGCUGCCGCGAGUAACUGGUUCUGGAACUUCAUCAUCGCCAGAUUCACUUCUCAGAUGUUCCUCAACAUGGGCAAAUCUGGUUGCGGUGUUUACUUCUUUUUCGCCGGCAUGAUGUCGCUCUCUGUCGUCUUCGUCUGGUUCCUCAUCCCCGAGACCAAGUCUGUUCCUCUCGAAUCAAUGAAUAGACUCUUCGAGAUCAAGCCUUGCCGCAAGGCCAACGCCAUCAUCAUGCUCGAGGUCCAGGAAGCCGAGCAAGAAUUCCGCGAGGAUGCCGAGGGCGCUGGCUUGAGCCUCGAGAAGAGCAAGGUUGCUCACGUCGAGGACAGCGCUGUCUAAACGAUUAUACGUCUUACUGGUUACGGGAAAUGUACAUAGCGGUUUGUGUUUUAUAUCAAGGUCAAUCAGACCUCUCAUAUCAAGAACUCCUUCUUUCCAAC
Aureobasidium pullulans EXF-150 is the source of this 1970-nucleotide messenger RNA. RefSeq names its product quinate permease. NCBI's taxonomy places the organism in Eukaryota, Fungi, Ascomycota, Dothideomycetes, Dothideales, Saccotheciaceae. Gene Ontology annotation, molecular function: carbohydrate:proton symporter activity. Gene Ontology annotation, cellular component: membrane. Gene Ontology annotation, biological process: carbohydrate transport; transmembrane transport. The coding region runs from base 229 to 1869 and encodes 546 amino acids. The transcript is spliced from 3 exons. The record is from RefSeq and is a predicted model, not a curated record.